Molecule: messenger RNA, 2334 nt
Organism: Trypanosoma grayi
Lineage: Eukaryota; Euglenozoa; Kinetoplastea; Trypanosomatida; Trypanosomatidae
Product: putative NIMA-related kinase
Exons: 1
Coding region: 1-2334 (777 amino acids)
Biological process (GO): protein phosphorylation
Molecular function (GO): ATP binding; protein kinase activity
Source: RefSeq, a predicted model, not a curated record
AUGGAGAACUACGUGCAGCUCCGUGUGCUGGGGAAGGGCUCCUUCGGCUCCGCGUGGCUAGUGCAGCGGCGCAGCGACAAGGCGCAGUUCGUCGCGAAGGAGGUGCGCCUCGUUGGUAUGAAGCCGGCUGAGCGGGAGAGCGCAAAGCACGAGAUUGACAUGCUGCGCACGCUGAACCACCCCAACAUCACGCGCUAUGUAGAUCACUUUGAGCACCACGGGUCUCUCUUCAUAGUAAUGGAGCAUGCCAAUGGUGGCGACCUUUAUACGAAGAUUAGGAACCGCAAGGGGGCACGGUUCACGGAGGACGAGAUCCUGCACUACUUCUCACAGUUGUGUCUAGCCCUUCUCCAUCUGCACGAGCGGCACAUUCUGCACCGCGACCUCAAGACGCAAAACGUCUUCUUGACGACGGACGGCGUAGUGAAAUUAGGAGACUUCGGUAUCAGCACAGUUCUACGGAACACCUUUGAGCUGAAGCGGACGGUGUGCGGGACGCCGUACUACUUUUCCCCCGAGCUCUGCCUAAACAAGCCAUACAAUAACAAGAGCGAUGUCUGGGCCCUAGGUUGUAUAUUGUAUGAGCUAACGACACUCACCCACGCCUUUGACGGGAGCAACAUGAAGGCCCUCGUGCAGAAAAUCCUCAAGGGUGUCUAUCCACCCAUCCACACUAGCUACUCUGCUAACUUGUCGAAGCUUAUUUCGACCAUGCUCCAGAUUGACCCCCAGCUACGUCCGAAUGUUAGUCAAAUCAUCUCCCUUCCUUUCAUUCGCGACUCGCUUUCGAGUUUGCAGCGUGCGGUAGAGGUGGCGCACCACGACAAGCGGUUGUGCCCCCCGUCAGAGGGGAGAGUUGAGCGGGUGCGCACCCCACAGCGCGACGCAGUGGCGCGUGUCGAGGAGCGCCGAAAAGAGGAGCAGGCGAAGGCGAUGAAACUUGCAAAGGAACGACAGCUGCUGCGGAUGCAGAUGGACCAGCGGCAGCGUGAGAAUGAAGAGCGGCUGCGGCAGAUACAGGAGCAGAAGCGUCAAGCGGAAAUUGAGCAGAACGCACGGAAGAAGGAGUUGGAGGCACGCGCGCGCGAGCAGAGACGGGUGGUGGAACGGCGUGCCAAGGCUCAGGCCCUUCUGCAGAAGCAGCGGGAAGAAGAAUGGGAACGCAAUAUGCGGGAGCAGGCGGAGGCGUUCAAACGCAAACAACGAGAAGAAGAGCGCCUUGCCCGCGAGAAGGCGGAACAAGAUGCCCUUCGCGAAAGGCUCUUCAGCAACAACAACAACAAUAACAAUCUCAAUUGUGAGAAGCGAUCAGAGCAACAACCUCUGUCGGCUGCUGCUGCUGCUGAGCUGUAUCGUGACAUGCGGCGACAGGCGGCGCUAAACAAGCAGCGCAUGAUGGAGGACAUGAAGUUGCAGCCGGAGCGCGUCGAGCCCGCUCUCGUGUUGGAGCCGCGACGGCGAACAUCAGGGGUGCGAGGAUCACCACCCGCGCAACGUCCACAACGCGUCAACUCGCUGGGAAAGAUGACUGCAGAAGAGGCGGAGGAGGCGCGACGACAGGCCUUCUGGCAGAUGCGGCGCGAGGCGGAGGAAAACAAACGACGUGCGCUUGGCCUCGAUGCCGCACCUGACGUCAUUUCCCCGAAGCGUUCGUCGCUGCAACAACAACAACAACAACAACAACAGCAACAACAGACGCAGCCGCCGCCACCGAAGCAGCAGACACAGCAGACCAAACAGCAACAGAAACAAUCACAGCUGCAACAGAAACCGGAGGAGGUCUCAAGGGAGGCAAGCUCAGUUGUCUACGCGCAGCGGUCUCCACCGAAUGGGGCAUUCACGACAGCGCCACCCGCGGCAAAUGUAGAUAGGGGACGCAGCUGCAACGCAGUGAACGGUGAUUCCGUGGCCGCUGACGAGAGUGGUGAGGGACGGAAACGCGAAGCAGAACUGAAUGCGCUACAGACUGCCAUUGACGCCGCACUGACGCAGGGUGACAAGCGUGCCGCUGAGGAAGACUUUAAUGACGAGGCGUUCCCUGACACGGACCUGACGAAGUUCAUGGUGGAUGGGCAGACGCUUGUGCUGCCAAAUGUGCAGGCGAGCGACCCGCUGAUGCACCGCAUCGAGUCGCUGCGCCUGUUCCUCGAGGGGAAGUUAGGGGAGGUCGCGCUGAUGGCGUCGUACCGCCAGAUGAAUAACAUCGCCGCGGAGGAUGAUGAGGCGAUGCAACGCGUGGCUGAGAUGCUCCCAGAGGAGCAUCAAAAGUACAUACCGGUAAUUGCGCAAUUGAUUGUAUGUGAGGAUGCAUUUAAUCGCCAGUUGUUGCAAUGA